Molecule: messenger RNA, 995 nt
Organism: Bactrocera oleae (olive fruit fly)
Lineage: Eukaryota; Metazoa; Arthropoda; Insecta; Diptera; Tephritidae
Source: RefSeq, a predicted model, not a curated record
GAACCGUCAACCAGCCGUGGUGCGGUAAAAAAAACAAACGUUCUCAAAGUGUCCGAAAUUAAGGAAAUGUGGAAUUUCCCUAAAAUAAUUCAAAAUUUCGACACAACGGAGAAAUGUAUAUCGUUUGCAGAGGAGGAGGGUUUAAUUUUAAAAAGCAAACUAUGUCGUACGCAUAGGAUACCUAUGUUGGUAUCCUUAUCAGAUAGGAGCACGGUUGGCAUAUUCCGAUGCCGGAAAGGUGCCUGCCGUAAACGGACUGCGGUGUCGAGGUCGAGUGGGACAUGGUUUGAAAACGCAAAAAUACCACUGCCUCAGAUUUUUUAUAUAAUGUUUGCAUUUGCAUCGCACUGGUCCCAUUCGCAAGUUCGAAAGAACAGUUUUAUUAAGGAGCCAAUUUUAUCCAGCGCUACCAUAUGUGAUUGGUACAAUUAGUGCCGCGAAGCUGUAGUUUUAUACCAGGUUGAUCACCAGGUAGCGGUAGGUAAAAUUGGCGGCCCUGGUAAAAUUGUUCAAAUAGACGAGAGCAAAUUCGGGAAACGAAAAUAUAACAAAGGACGGAGAGUGGAAGGCCACUGGGUUUUAGGGAUGGUAGAGGAUGGGAGUGACGACCUUCGGCUGAAAGUGUGUCCCGAUAAUGUGAGGUCUGCUGAAGUGCUCAUACCCUUAAUUCAGAGACACGUUUUACAAGGUAGCAUCAUAUGUACUGAUUGUUGGAAGGCGUACGACUGCCUGUCCAGUCACGGGUAUGAGCACCGACGCGUUAACCAUAGCGAUCCAGAAAAUCCGUUUGUUGCCGAAGAUGGAACACACACGCAGAGGAUAGAAUCCCAGUGGCGCGUUAUCAAACGGUUUUUUUUAAAAGACAAUUAUAAUAACAGUGAAGAUUUCUCGAAUUUGAUUUAUGAAUACGUAUGGCGUAAAAAUGUUGCAAAUCAGCAUCACGAUCCAUUCGUAAAACUAUUAGAUGCAAUAAAACAUACCUUUAAGCCAUAAAA